Molecule: messenger RNA, 624 nt
Organism: Acyrthosiphon pisum (pea aphid)
Lineage: Eukaryota; Metazoa; Arthropoda; Insecta; Hemiptera; Aphididae
Exons: 4
Coding region: 1-624 (207 amino acids)
Source: RefSeq, a predicted model, not a curated record
AUGGAAAUCAAUUCAUAUAUUAAAGAAAUAAUAGGAGAAUAUCAAGCUGGGUUCAUGAUAUGGAGAUCAACAGUUAAUCAAAUCCACAUCAUCAAACAAUUAGCUGAGAAGAGUCACGAGUUCAAUAAAGACAUACACCUUAUGUUCAUAGAUUACAAAGCAGCAUACAAUUCGAUUAAUAGGAAAAAACUAUGGAAUGUCAUGAACAAAAUGGGAAUACCAGCAAAAUUAGUCAGAAUGAUAAGAGCGUGUGCAUAUGAGUCCAAAAGUAAAGUACUAAUCCAAGCCAAAAGAAUAAAAAUGAACAACAAUAACGAACUAACCAUAAUGGCUUACGCUGACUAUAUAGUCCUCAUUGCCGAAUCAGAGGACGAUCUGAGAAAUACAACUAGCAUUCUACUGAAUGAAGUCAAACCGGUUGCUCUGUAUGCAUGUGGUACAUGGGCCACGACAAAAUCGGACGAAGGAAAGUUAGGAGUUUUCGAAAGAAAGAUAUUAAGGAAAAUCUUCGGUCCAAAGAGAAAUAACGAUGGAGAGUAUGAGGUGAGAGGCAACAGGGAAUUGGACGGUCUAUACAAGGAACCUACCAUUGUUGGAUCCCUGAAGAGCACGAGGAUAAGUUAG